Messenger RNA from Mya arenaria, 1011 nucleotides. RefSeq lists its product as uncharacterized. Gene Ontology annotation, molecular function: N-acetyltransferase activity. NCBI's taxonomy places the organism in Eukaryota, Metazoa, Mollusca, Bivalvia, Myida, Myidae. The coding region runs from base 221 to 913 and encodes 230 amino acids. The record is from RefSeq and is a predicted model, not a curated record. The transcript has 3 exons.
UUACGUUAGGCAGACGCUCGCCCUACUGUACGCUAUGCAGGUUAAUGUACUUUUGGCUUAAACAAUUAAAAUAGCUAUAUUCAAUUCAAGUUUAACUGGUUUAAUUUGCCAUACUGGAGAUAUUCUGACUUUGUCGUCUAAGGCUCGGAGUACUGAAGUGUUCAGAUCAAAUAGGCGUAAUAGAUAAUAUUUCAUUUGAAGCUUACCUUUUCACAUAAUAAUGGCGGACGGUUCACUGCUGGGGAAUAUUGACCCUGAUAGAGUCGAGAAGGCGUUUCAACGCGUCAAGUCCGAGUUCAAGCAUCCAGGUGCUCGAUUAGUCCGAAUCACAGAGGAAUUCUACGAAAGUGCUUUGGAUGUUGUUCGGAAGUACUUCAUAUUAGAGGAGCCAGUCAACAAGGCGGUUGGGAUGCAAUGGACGGAUGAGCUUCGCGAGUUGUGGCUGUCCUCCUUCCGGUUGCAUCUCUCGAUUGCAGCUGUGAAUGAGGUGGACGGUGAUAUAAUGGCAAUCAGGACUACGAGAAUAACUAGGAAGACAGAUUUCGUCGACCCAGGAACUUUCCAGAACCAGGGUAUAAAGCGACUGUUCCUAAUUUUUAACCACUGCGACCAAAAGGCAGACUUUUUUAAUCGAUUUGGCAUCACGGAGGCGUUACAUUUCUACGGUCUCGGGUGCGCAGACAAGUACCAACACCAAGGUCUGGCGUCCAAACUCUUCAAGGCCGCCAUUGAUAUGGUCCGCUACCUCGACAUUCCAGAUGUUUAUAUAACAGGAGAGGCUACAUCGAAUUACUCUAAGAAAAUUUACGAAAAUGCAGGAUUUGUGGAGCUUUUUGAACAGUCCUUUGCGACGUUUAAGGUGAAGGGAGAAGUGGUGGUGCCCAACACGGGAAUUCACAAGUCAAUGAAAUAGUAUGCCCUCAAAGCCACGUAGAUACCACAUGUCCAGCUUGGUGACCACAAUUUACUAUAAUGAAUUAGGCUAAAAAAUUAAAUAGAAAUAUAAAUGGU